GGUGUUGGACGUCGGACGUUUCUUGUCAUCAAGGUCGAGAGCACUUUCAGCCACCAACCCGGAUAGGAAAUCUCUACCGAUACUCGAGACAUAUACCGCCCAAUAAUACAACAGAUAUCCCCAUAUACAUAGAUACGGCCAUGACAACAGACGCCACUAGCGGUACCAGCCCUACCAACUCCUCGGGUCUCGUCUUGUACGACAUCGCCUUCGCACCGCCCUACGAGGAAAACACCUGUGCCCCGAACCCCUGGAAGGCACGAUACGCCCUCAACUUCAAGGGCGUCCCCUAUACGACACAAUGGAUCCAAAUGCCUGACAUCACCACCGUCCGACGCAGCCUGGGCCUGCCAGCGUGCCGCAAAUUCGCAGACGGCACCGACUUCUACACCCUCCCCGCCCUGACCGACUCCACCACCGGGUCCGCUAUCGGCGACUCCUUCGACAUCGCCAACCACCUACAAAUCACCUUCCCGGACGCAGGCGCCGGCGACCUCUUCCCGCCGCAGAACCUCGGCUUCGAGUUCCACGGGACCAUCGCCAUCCCGCUCUCCGAGCGCGACGACGACGACCUCCACGCGGACUACGCCCGCUUCAACGCCAACGUCGACAUGGCCUUCACCAUGCACGCCCAGCUCAUGGCGCACGGGAUGCGCUGGGACCCGGCGUACGAGGACCGGAUCAAGGCGGAGUUCAUGCGGAGGACCGGGGCGCAGUCUUGGGACGACUUGGCCAUCGCCGGCGAGGCGCGGGACAAGCUAAAAGUCUCCCUGCGGGACGCCCUGCGUGACUUGGCCGCUAUGUUUCAGCGGGAUGCGACGGGCCCGUUCUUGCUGGGGGGCCGGCCUUCCUAUGCGGACGUUAUUGUCGGCGGGUGGUUGCGCAUGAUGAGCAAGACGUUGCCGGAGAGCGAGUGGGAGGAGGUUCGGACGUGGCAUGCUGGUGUUUUUGGACAGUUGCACGCCGCGUUACGAGAGCGCUUUGGUGGCUUGGUCGGUCUGGAGGAUUUUCCGUCCUUCCGUAUCGUCAAUCCCGCCUCUGUUUACCUAUUCCGCGUACGUUAUAUGCUGACGGUGGUCUAUGAAUGUGGAGGCGGCCUGCGGAAGAAGCCCAGCAUAUCUUUCCAAGUCUCGCUCAUCUGGUUUCUCGUCUCCCUUUUCUGGGCAACGCAAUAA
Sodiomyces alkalinus F11 is the source of this 1175-nucleotide messenger RNA. RefSeq lists its product as hypothetical. The coding region runs from base 141 to 1175 and encodes 344 amino acids. The transcript is spliced from 4 exons. The record is from RefSeq and is a predicted model, not a curated record. Lineage: Eukaryota; Fungi; Ascomycota; Sordariomycetes; Glomerellales; Plectosphaerellaceae.